AAGCUAACGCAAAAUCAAAAAGCAAAGCUUUAAAGUUUAAACAAACAAACACAAAUAAAAAUUAAAAAGCAUAUAUCAACCAUUCAUUCACCAAGUUCGUCUGGAGAUAUAAAGCAACCUUCUUAUAAGUUGUUCCAUCUUCAUCUUCUUUAUAUAUAAAUUCUUGGGCGCAUUCUUACCAAGUCAAGAAUCAAGAUCAAGGGAGAUUUUUAAAAUCUUUACAAGUCCUAAGAAAAUUUCAGAUUCAAUUAAACCAUGGUUGGUAUAUUUUCAAGAUUCUCUGUUGGUAGAAGCAGUCAUCGACGAACACAAAGUGCAAUCGAUGAUAAGGAAGUAUUGGCUCCAAAUUCUGAUGUUGUUGCAGCAACUACCACAACUGCAACAACUGCUACUCAUGGGAUUGAAGUAGCUACAGAGUUCAAACCUGUUGAACACCCGGUCGAGCCUCUGGACAAUGAUCUACCCAUUCAGUGUCCAUUGCCUGAACCAUCCAUUCUAAAUGAUGGGAGAAUCUGGAAGGAGAGAGUAUCAGCGUCUAUGAUGAGAAAAGGUGAUUUGCAGAUUGUGAAAGAUGAGGCUGCUUCUGAAUCUGAUGGAUCCGCACCAAAACCGCCUCGUCCGCCUCAGCCAAACCGUUCGAUCUUGCCAUCACUCAGUGCCCCUGAACACAACUUGCUAAAUCUAUUAGAAGAAUGCAAUGCCAUGCCGCCGGUAACAUCUAAGAAUGGAUGAAUAAAAAGUUCCUUAAAACUCAAAUCUGUGAGCAUGUGAGAGGUGACAUUAUCAUUGUGUUUGUGACGUUGUUGUUGGCCGUAUUAAGAAUCUCUCUAUUUACAUACUGUUUCUCUCUCAUCAUAAUCUUCUGGAGAGCCUAAAUAAUGAAAUUGUUGUGAUUAAUAAGGCAGGUUUGAUUCACUUUCUGUUA
Molecule: messenger RNA, 925 nt
Organism: Camelina sativa (false flax)
Lineage: Eukaryota; Viridiplantae; Streptophyta; Magnoliopsida; Brassicales; Brassicaceae
Source: RefSeq, a predicted model, not a curated record